Mya arenaria is the source of this 2139-nucleotide messenger RNA. RefSeq lists its product as uncharacterized. The coding region runs from base 1 to 2139 and encodes 712 amino acids. The transcript is spliced from 10 exons. The record is from RefSeq and is a predicted model, not a curated record. NCBI's taxonomy places the organism in Eukaryota, Metazoa, Mollusca, Bivalvia, Myida, Myidae.
AUGGCGUUUGGGACACGACAGCUUAAGUAUGAGCAGGUCGGCUCGGACGAAGAUGGAAACAGACGGUAUGCUGAUGACGGACUGUAUGCUGAUGACCGACUGUAUGCUGAUGGCAAACUGUAUGCUGAUGACAGACUGUAUCCCGAUGACAAACUGUAUGCCGAUGACAGACUGUAUGCUGAUUACAGACUGUGUGCUGAUGACAGACUGUAUGCUGAUGACAAACUGUAUGCUGUUGACAGAAUGUAUCCUGAAGAAAGACUCUACGCUGAUGACAAACUGUAUGCGGAUUACAGACUGUAUGCUGAGGACAGACUGUAUGCUAAUGACAAACUGUACGCUGAUAAAAAAAUACUGUUUGCUGAUGACAGACUGUAUGCUGAUGACAAACUGUAUGCUGAUGAAAAACUGUAUGCUGAUUACAGACUGUAUGCUGAUGACAGACUGUUUGCCGAUGACAGACUGUAUGCUGUUGACAGACUACUGUUUGCUGAUGACAGACUGUAUGCUGAUGACAAACUGUAUGCUGAUGAAAAACUGUAUGCUGAUUACAGACUGUAUGCUGAUGACAGACUGUUUGCCGAUGACAAACUGUAUGCUGUUGACAGACUACUGUUUGCCGAUGACAGACUUUAUGCUGUUGACAGACUGUAUGCUGAUGACAAACUGUAUCCUGAUGAAAAACUGUAUGCUGAUUACAGACUGUUUGCCGAUGACAAACUUUAUGCUGAUGAAAGACUACUGUUUGCCGAUGACAGACUGUAUGCUGUUGACAGACUGUAUGCUGAUGACAGAUUGCAUGAUAAUGGCAGACUGUAUGCUGAUGAAAGAUUGUAUGCCAAUGACAGACUGUAUGCCGAUGACAGACUGUAUGCUGUUGAAAGACUGUAUGCCGAUGACAGAUUGUAUGUUGUUGACAGACUGUAUGUUGAUGACAGAUUGUAUGCCGAUGACAGACUGAAUGCUGAAGACAGAGUGUAUGCUGUUGAUAAACUGUUUGCUGUUGACAGACUGUAUGCCGAUGACAGACUGUAUGCUGUUGACAGAUUGUUUGCCGGUGACAGACCGUAUGCUGUUGACAGACUGUAUGCUGAUGACCGAUUGUAUGCUGAUGACAGAUUGUAUGCUGUUGACAGACUGUAUGCUGAUGACAGAUUACGGUAUGCUGAUGACGGACUGUAUGCUGAUGACCGACUGUAUGCUGAUGGCAAACUGUAUGCUGAUGACAGACUGUAUCCCGAUGACAAAGUGUAUGCCGAUGACAGACUGUAUGCUGAUUACAGACUGUGUGCUGAUGACAGACUGUAUGCUGAUGACAAACUGUAUGAUGUUGACAGAAUGUAUCCUGAAGAAAGACUCUACGCUGAUGACAAACUGUAUGCGGAUUACAGACUGUAUGCUGAGGACAGACUGUAUGUUGAUGACAGACUGUAUGCUAAUGACAAACUGUAUGCUGAUGAAAAACUGUAUGCUGAUUACAGACUGUUUGCUGAUGACAAACUACUGUAUGCUGAUGACAGACUGUAUGCUGAUGACAGACUGUUUGCCGAUGACAGACUGUAUGCUGUUGACAGACUACUGUUUGCCGAUGACAGACUUUAUGCUGUUGACAGACUGUAUGCUGAUGACAAACUGUAUCCUGAUGAAAAACUGUAUGCUGAUUACAGACUGUUUGCCGAUGACAAACUGUAUGCUGAUGACAGACUACUGUUUGCCGAUGACAGACUGUAUGCUGUUGACAGACUGUAUGCUGAUGACAGAUUGCAUGAUAAUGGCAGACUGUAUGCUGAUGAAAGAUUGUAUGCCAAUGACAGACUGUAUGCCGAUGACAGACUGUAUGUUGUUGAAAGACGGUAUGCCGAUGACAGAUUGUAUGUUGUUGACAGACUGUAUGUUGAUGACAGAUUGUAUGCCGAUGACAGACUGUAUGCUGAAGACAGAGUGUAUGCUGUUGAUAAACUGUUUGCUGUUGACAGACUGUAUGCCGAUGACAGACUGUAUGCUGUUGACAGAUUGUUUGCCGGUGACAGACCGUAUGCUGUUGACAGACUGUAUGCUGAUGACCGAUUGUAUGCUGAUGACAGAUUGUAUGCUGUUGACAGACUGUAUGCUUAUGACAGAUUGUAUGCUGAUGACUGA